Messenger RNA from Dentiscutata heterogama, 548 nucleotides. The record is from the annotation of a GenBank genome assembly. NCBI's taxonomy places the organism in Eukaryota, Fungi, Glomeromycota, Glomeromycetes, Diversisporales, Gigasporaceae.
CUUUGAUUAUUGAUAGAGAUGUUCGCCUUGGUAUUUUAGGGUGUCCAAAUUUACCAGUAGAUCUUAAAAAACCUAAGGGUGAAAAAGGAUGUUUAUUUGUUGCCAUUAAGGGGCAAGGUGCUUUUCAGCGUAGUUUUUAUUCAACAGAAAAAACACAAAUCCGCCUUGCAGAUAUUUCAUCACCAUCAGCAGCCUCAUUUUGCAAAUCAGUAGUAGCCGAACAUUCUUCACACUGUGAUGCGGCAAAAAUUGCAUUGUUACUUGGAAUCACAAAACCGCCUCUCCGCAUAGAUAGUAUGUGUAAAUAUUGUGCUGUUGCGAGAGAUGAUGUAGAUAUUUAUCUAAGACUACCUGUCCAUGUUAAUUAUGAGGAGAAUAUCUGGGAUCAUGCAGCUGGAUACAUUCUUAUUAAGAAGGCAGGGGGUAUUGUUUCAGAUAUUAACAAUAAACCUUUAGAUUUCUCUUUGGGAAGAACUUUAAAAAGCAACAAAGGAGUCGUAGUUGCACAUUCUAAAAUACAUAGACAAGUUAUUGACAUGGUUCAGCAA